AUGGAAAUGGACCAGGAGGUGUUUUUCCAGCCAACAAAGACGGUGGACAUACCGGCAAAAGACCUUCUCUCGUGGAUCUUUGACAAUGUCAAGUAUUCACAAGAUGAACCGAUCUACAUUGACCCCGUCGACCCAAGCCGUUCCAUCAGCUCGAGGCAGGCUAAGACUCUGAUAAGGCACCUCAUCGCCGGGUUCCGGUCCCGGAAACUGGAGAGAGGCGACUGCGUCUGUAUCCACGCGUUCAACAAUGUGGGUUCCCCUGGCACAAAUCUACGGCAUCUUCUCUCCCUUAUCGGUGCAGGAUUCACCUGGACUGGGACAAACCCCGGCUACACAGAAUACGAACUGCAGCACCAUUUGAAGACGUCCAAGAGCAAGCUCGUCAUAGCACAGCCGGAGCUGUACGAUGGGAUCCUGUCCGCCGCCAGAUCUUGCAACAUAUCCCAGGAAGACGUGCUCAGGUUUGAUUCUCUGUCACCAGGGGAGGGUUCUUCGGCAUCAUGGCAAACCCUGCUACAACAUGGUGAGCAGGAUUGGAUACGGUUCGACGACAUGGCAACCGCACAGUCUACACCCGCUUGUAUCCUGUUCAGUUCAGGAACCACGGGUCUCCCCAAAGCUGCUUGUCUCUCGCAUCACAACCUGGUCACCCAGCACACACUGCUCCACGAGCAAGUCAAGCGAAUCCUCUGUCUCCCCUUCUUCCACGCCGCGAUGGCCAUAAUGGCCCACAUCACGCCCCUUCGCUCUGGCCACAUCGCCUAUGUGAUGGCCCGAUUCCAGCUCGAGGAUUUCCUCCGCUUCACCGAACAGUAUCAGGUGACCGAGUUGUUCGUGGUGCCGCCUGUCAUCGUCUCGAUCCUGCAGUCACCCCUGGCGGCCAAGUACUCGCUGAGAAGCCUGCGAUCGGGCAUGACGGGCGGCGCCAAAAUCGACCUACUAUCCCAACAGCGAUUUACGGCUCUGAUGCAUCCGGAUGGCUGUAUCAACCCUUGCUACGGCAUGACCGAGAUCAGCUGCAUCGGCGCCUGCCACCCAUGGCCCGCUGCUGACACAGAUGGAAGCAUCGGCUAUUUUCUGCCAAACCUUGAGGUCAAGCUCGUUGACGAUGAUGGACACGAGGUCAAGGCUUACAACCAGACAGGAGAGAUCUGGAUCCGUGGACCGACAGUGAUCAAGGGAUACCUUGACAAUCCGGAGGCAAACUCGUCCUCAUUCUCUGCAGGAUGGUUUCGCACUGGCGACGUGGCGUACUGCGACCAGACGACCAAGAAGUGGUAUAUCGUGGAUCGGAAAAAGUUACAACACUUGUCUCUGUCUAACAUCUACCCCGUGGGGCGCGAAAUACAGGAACUAAUCAAGGUCCGCGGCUUCCAAGUUGCGCCUCCCGAGCUCGAAGCCGUGCUCAUGUCGCAUCCCCUAAUCGCUGACGCCGCCGUGAUCGGUGUGCCAUCCUCUGAUCCGGUCGACGGCGAGCUACCUCGCGCAUACAUUGUACGAAAAGCGGACCGACAAGACGUCAGCGAGACCCUGAACGAAGACGGAGUGAAACAGUUUGUUGCGGCCCGUCUGGCCAAAUACAAACAGCUGGGUGGGGGCGUUGUCUUUGUGCCGGCCCUGCCCAAGACGGCCAGUGGGAAGUACCUGAAGAGACAUCUACGGGAGCUUUACAAGCAAGAGAUGGCGAGUUCGAACUCAACGCCAAAGUUGUAG
Messenger RNA from Fonsecaea nubica, 1713 nucleotides. RefSeq lists its product as hypothetical. Gene Ontology annotation, molecular function: CoA-ligase activity. The transcript is spliced from 6 exons. NCBI's taxonomy places the organism in Eukaryota, Fungi, Ascomycota, Eurotiomycetes, Chaetothyriales, Herpotrichiellaceae. The coding region runs from base 1 to 1713 and encodes 570 amino acids. The record is from RefSeq and is a predicted model, not a curated record. Gene Ontology annotation, biological process: secondary metabolic process.